This is a messenger RNA of Colius striatus (speckled mousebird), 5488 nucleotides long. RefSeq names its product TOG array regulator of axonemal microtubules 1 (gene TOGARAM1). The record is from RefSeq and is a predicted model, not a curated record. Gene Ontology annotation, biological process: microtubule cytoskeleton organization. Bases 1 to 5022 code for a protein of 1673 amino acids. Gene Ontology annotation, cellular component: cytoplasmic microtubule; cilium. Gene Ontology annotation, molecular function: microtubule binding. The transcript has 22 exons. Lineage: Eukaryota; Metazoa; Chordata; Aves; Coliiformes; Coliidae.
AUGGAGGAGCCGGCGGGCUUCGAGCGUGGGUCGGCGGGACGCGGCGGGGGCCGGCUCCCGCCUUGCCUCAGCCCCGACCGCGGCGGUCGGGCGGCGGUCGAUGCCGGCGCCGCUGAGCUGCUGUGGGCGCCGCGGCCGGCGCUGCUCGGAGAGGCCCCGCGCGGGCGGCGCCGCGGGCCCCGCCGCCCUCCAUCCCCGGCCGCAACCCGCCGUAGCCUAGGUGAGCUCUCCCACGGCCUGGCCUGGCAGCUGAGCGGCCCCGGGCCUGCUGGUCAGCGGGAGGAGGAGCCCGGCGCCGAGCCGUUCCCACCCGCCGGCCGGCAACGGUUGCCGGAGGGCAGGCUGGUCGGCGACGGCACGGCACAAUCACCGCCGCCCGCCCGGCCCGGUAGCAGCGGCCUCAAGUUCGGGCUGUUGCCGCCGGAGCUGCACGCUCGCCUGCUGGACCAGGAGGACUACAAGAACCGCACGCAAGCCAUGGAGGAGUUGAAGAGGGUAGUUGGAGGCGCUAGCCAGGCUGCGGUGACCUCUACACCGGCACCCAGCCUGCUGGGACUCAUCAGUUUCCUCUACACUCUCCUUGAUGACUCCAACUUCAAGGUGGUGCUCGGAGCUUUGGAGGUGAUACAUCUACUGGCCUUACGCCUGGGUGACCAGGUCCAGUCCUUCCUUGGACCUCUGGUCUCCACCACUGCUAAAGUCCUUGGGGACAACAAGCUGGCCAUCCGGCAGGAAUACAACUGCCUUUUCCUGCGGCUGAUGAAGGCAGUGGGUCCUCAGCAGGUGCUGAGCCUGCUGCUGCAGCAGGAGUACCUGCAGCACAAGAACUCCAGAGUCCGUGAGGAGGUGGUCAACAUCUGCAUCGUGGCCCUCCUCACUUACCCUAGUGAGGAGCUAGACUUGGCCAAGCUGGCGUUCGGGCUGGCUCCAGCACUGGUGGAUGGGAAGCGCAGGGUGCGGCACGCUGCCAUGGAAGCAUUUGCUGUGCUGGCCUCGGCCAUGGGCCCAGGCAGAACCACGCUUCUCUUCAAGGCGGUGGAUGCCGUGGAGCUUGAGAACAGUGGAGAUGGGGUGAUGCACGCGGUGCAGGCCAGGCUAGCCAGGAAGAGCUUACCGAAGCUGGUGGACCAGGGGUUUGUAGAGUAUGCUGUGCCCUUACCAUCAUCUGGUCAUAACAGAGGACCCUGUUUACCCCCUGGAGCAGACACAGACUGGCUGUUGAUGGGCAGCAGAACUCAAAGUGCCCACAGUUACUGUGGGUGCCAGGCAAGGGAUGAUGCAUUGCAGGACUCCAGCAUGCAUGGUGUGUACGCUGAUAAAGGAAUGAGUCCAAGAAGAGUCUUGAGUGCGGGUAAAGGAAAAAACAAACUGCCUUGGGAGAGUGAGCAUGCUGGAGGUAGGGAAGGUGGUUCAGGAAUCAAGAUGCCUUUCACAAGGGGUGCAGAGCAGUUCUCAACAUCCAGCGAUUUUCUUCAUUCUCCAAAGUUAAGGCCCUCUCAAGGAGUACCAGUCAGUGAUGAGUUAUUUUUUAGUAGAAAAAGAGCUUCAAGGAAUUUAUUUCAGAAUAGUAUAGAUUUUAACUCUGAGCAUUCUUCUGUUUGUGCUGGUGCUAUGGGCUCUCAUCAGCCGCAGAUUUCAGGGAAGUGUGAACCACUUGGAUCCACACAGACACACGGAAAGAGUGGUAGUGUGGACUCUGAUUUACAAUUUGUAGGAUUAAACAGCUGUCAGCAAGCCAAAGCUUUUACCAGCCUAAACUUUCCCAGCAAGACCCAGAGAAGUUUUUGCAAUCAAGCAGAGUAUACAGUGCCCUUCCAAGGUUCUAAUGCAAGCCAGGGUAACUUCAUUCUGCCAUCUUACCCUCUGUCGUCACCCAGGAACAGCCCUAAGCACGUCUCCUCUCCAGCUGGCUCUCCAAAGAAGUCACAGAAUAAUGCUAUGAACUUCUCAAACUCUUGGCCUCUUAAAAGCUUUGAAGGACUCCCUAAGCCUAGUUCGCAGAAGCAGCUUCUCAGUCAAAAGUCAGGAGAUAAUACAGGGGAGAAAUUGCAGGAGAAACGUUCUCCUGUGCAGCUGAAGCCCACCAUGGUGAGACACCCAGCCUCCUGCAGGGACCUGAACGGAACCAGACCUGUGCCCCCUAUCCCCCGUUUCGCCAGCCCGCUGCCUGAUAAGAUUGAAUUGAAUGUGACAAAGUGGACAAACAAAGAGUGUGAGGACAUGUGGCUGAAUGACGUGGAGAGGAAGCUUGCAGCAGACCUUUCAGACCUAAAUGUUGAUGAUGAGGAAGUGGAUCAAGAAGAGAUGCAUAAUUCCCUUAGAUCCCUACGAAACAGUGCAGCUAAGAAAAGAGCAAAGCUAAGCAGCAUCAUUGCAGAUCUUGAAAAUCCUGAUUCUGCUCUUAAAGUUGACCUGUUGGUGGAGUCCUCCUCACACACAUCCUCCCCAAGCACUGGCUCCUGCAGCCACAGCAGAGUUUGCAGCCCAGAGGCCUCAACAUCUCCCAUGGCCACAGCCUCCCCUCCGAGGAGCAACAUGUCAGACACUUUUUCUCUACUUGGCAGCAAGUUACAGUCUGCAAGAAUAUCUUCAGCAAGAAACAGAGACCCAAGUGAGAGAGAACCUGACUCCAGCACAGCAUUGGAUGACAAAGAUAAUUCCAACAUUAGCAUAGUUGGCCAAGGUUUAAACUGUGGCAACAGUUGUGCAGAUAAUGAGGAUAAGAAGCAAGAAGUGUCAUGUACUGUUGUUGAAAGUCAAAAUGUGGAACACCAGAGGGAUUUUAAGCAUUCAAAAGGUGUUGCAGAGUCAAUGUCUAGUUUUCCCCAGAUGAACAAUCUAGAUUUCCUUUCACCCAACAUCCUGUCUGAAGAUGCAGCUGCAAUUAUUGGUAAAGGUGUUUUUGGAAGCCCUCCCUCUGCACCAUCAUACAUGCAGUCCAUAGCAUGUAUAGCGAAUGGAGACCAAGCUGGCCGUGAGGAGAAUGAGCCAUCAUCAGGGAUUUGUGACAGAAGCAUUCAGCAGAACAGUGCUUCUCCUUUCCACAUGGAAAAUGAGAGAGAGACAAAAAUUACCAUGUCAAAAUCUGCCCAGGAUAAGAUGAGACGGAAGAGACAAGAGGAAAAAGAACAAAGCCAUAAAGAACAUCAGGAAGUCAAAGACCUCGAAGGAAAGCAAGAAAACCCUUGGGAAAGUCUUAAACUGAACGAACCAGAGAAAAUGACAACAGAAAAGUUAAAUCUCUGUGGGGAUAUAUUAACAUCAUCAAGAAAGUUAUCCUUGUCACUGGAAAACAUGGCCUUGACUCCUUCAUUCAAAAGCACAUCCAGUUUCAAGAAGACAAAAUGUUCAGCCUUGCUAGACUGUGAUGAAAUGUCUCUCGGGGCACGAGGACGCUAUAAAGAGCGGACCCCAUCAGUCACACAUAGCCCUGAAGUAAUGGACCCAUCAGAACUGCAGCCUUUCUCAAAACCAGAAAUGGCACUGACAGAAGCCUUGACACUUCUAGCUGAUGAUGACUGGGAGAAGAAAAUCGAAGGUCUGAACUUUGUUAGGUGUUUGUCUGCCUAUCAUGCAACUAUUCUGACUGCAAAGCUGCAUGAAACAAGUUUGGCUGUGGCUCAAGAGGUCAAGAAUUUACGCUCAGGUGUUUCUCGAGCUGCUGUGGUCUGUUUAGGGGAUUUGUUCACCUACCUGAAAAAGAGCAUGGAUCAAGAACUAGAUAAUACAGUAAAAGUCCUUUUGCACAAAGCUGGUGAAUCCAACACAUUUAUAAGGGAAGAGGUAGACAAAGCACUGAAGGCUAUGGUUAAUAAUGUGACUCCAGCACAUGCACUUUGUUCUCUUAUAAAUGGAGGGCAAAGCCAUCUGCAUUCAGCGGUGAGAAGAUGCACAGCCCAGCACCUGUCAGACACUGUGGAACGGAUGGGACCGGAGCGGAUUCUGUGUGGCACCAAAGCUGUUGCUGAUCGGAUUUUCCCUGUACUAGCCAGGUUUACUCAGGAUAGUUCACAACAAACAAGGUACUAUGGUCGAAAGAUGCUCUUCAACAUGAUGACUCAUUCUGAUUUUGAUAAAGCCCUUGAAAAGUAUGUGCCCAGCAAGGAUUUGACUUAUAUGAUGAAAUGUGUUAACAAUCUGCGUGAAAAGGGUUUGGGGGAGAUGCCGUUAGAUACGCCCUCAGCAAAAGGAAAACGGUCCCAUACUGGUAGCGUUGGACAUUCAAGGUCAUCAUCUACUUCCAGAGAUGCUCUCAACAUCACUGACAGUAGAGAAACUACAGAAGUCCGGGAAGUCACAAGAAAAACAGCUCCUCGUAAUUCACUAGAAAAUGAAGAAUAUGUUAAAGAUCUUAUUGGUUUAUUGAAUGCAAAAGACUUCCGUGAUCGAAUAAAUGGCAUUAAGCAGCUGUUAUCAGACACAGAGAACAAUCAAGGCUUUGUUGUUGCAAACAUUGUGAAGAUCUUCGAUGCUUUCAAGUCUCGUUUACAUGACUCAAACAGUAAAGUAAAUCAAGUUGCUUUGGAGUCAAUGCACAAGAUGAUUCCAUUGCUGAAAGACAAUUUAUUACCUGUGAUAAACAUGUUAAUUCCUGCUGUGGUAGACAACAACCUGAACUCCAAAAAUCCAAGGAUUUAUGCAGCUGCCACAAACGUUAUCCAGGCUAUGUGUCAACACUUAGACAACUAUUUGCUCCUCCAGCCAUUCUGCACAAAAGCUCAGUUUCUGAAUGGAAAAGCAAAGCAAGACAUGACAGAAAAGCUUGCUGAUCUUGUUCUGGAGUUAUACCCACGGAAGCCUUAUGCUGUGGAGCAAAAAGUUCUCGCUGUCCUUUGGCAUCUCCUGGGAAAUAUGACCAACAGUGGCUCUUUGCCUGGAGCUGGAGGAAAUACCCGGGCAGCCACAGCGAGAUUAUCAAAAGCACUUUUUGCACAGAUGGGUCCAAGUCUGUUAACUCAUGCUGCAUCUCAGCCACCGCACAUCAAGAAUUGUUUAGAAGAAUUUUUGGAGAUAGCAACCUGAAAUAACUAUCAGUGUGCGUGGAGCCAAGUCAGCUGCUUGGCUGACAGCUAGGGCAGUCUCCCUUUGCUGCCCCGUGCCCAGAGCACUCACUCCUGCACGCCUAUACAGCCUCGUGUCAGAGGGCUAAUAUGUACACUUAUCCCAGUCAUGUUUUGACUUGUUCUAGCACUAAGCUUUACACUGAUAAGUGACAGCAAAUCCUGGAAGGAACUGUCCAGCACAACAGGGUUUUGUGAGGUAUUUGCGGAAAACAAAAACCAAAGUACGGCAUUUUUUUAAGGCGCUGACACGGCUGUGCAGUAUUAACUCGCUGUGGCGGCUGCGCGGCCACCGUGACGCCUGCUCGGCGGCGCACAUCGCCGGCGGCGCCCGCCCGCAGGGGAACGGGCCCCUUCCCGUGGCAGCGCCGGCACCCCCGUCCCCCGGGGCGGUUCUGUACGCGAUCGGCGCGGGUCCCUGACGCCAA